This is a messenger RNA of Histoplasma mississippiense, 342 nucleotides long. RefSeq lists its product as hypothetical. NCBI's taxonomy places the organism in Eukaryota, Fungi, Ascomycota, Eurotiomycetes, Onygenales, Ajellomycetaceae. The record is from RefSeq and is a predicted model, not a curated record. Gene Ontology annotation, cellular component: cyclin-dependent protein kinase holoenzyme complex; SCF ubiquitin ligase complex. The transcript is spliced from 4 exons. The coding region runs from base 1 to 342 and encodes 113 amino acids. Gene Ontology annotation, biological process: regulation of mitotic cell cycle. Gene Ontology annotation, molecular function: cyclin-dependent protein serine/threonine kinase activator activity; ubiquitin binding; histone binding.
AUGAACAUCGACUACUCCCGAAGGAAUAAGAAACCCCGGCUACUUCUGGAGCCGGAGAGGCAGGAAUUGGAGGAGUUUAUCGAAGCCAUACAUUAUUCCGCCAGAUAUUCAGACAGCGAGUUCGAAUAUCGCCAUGUCCAGCUGCCCAAAAAUAUGCUUAAAAAGAUACCUACCGACUAUUUCGAUACAUCGAAGGGGACACUGAAGUUGCUGUGGGAGGAGGAGUGGAGGGGCCUGGGCAUCACGCAGAGCUUGGGUUGGGAACAUUACGAAGUCCACGAACCAGAGCCCCACAUUCUGCUUUUCAAGCGACCAAUUAAUUACCAACCGCCCACGAAUUAG